AGGGAAUGCACGGACUUGGGGGAGUCCCAUCUAACGCCCAAGUCUUUGGAGAGUUACAGUCACAGGACGACUGUCUCCACUUCUGCUAAGGAAGGAGUGUGUGGAGGGGAAGUUGGGAAGCUGCAAGGCACACCUCUGCCCAGGUGCCAGCUACCUGGCCCACGCCCGCGUUCUUUUCCGUUCAAGCUUUUGUUGUACCCUCCCCACGUGUGAGGACUCCGGGUCGAGGGGGGGGGGCAGGUGGAGCGUGGCAUCACCGCGGGCUUCACGGACCUGGGUUGCAGAAGUCACACUUCUAUCGGAAAAAAAAAAAUCCACCCAAGUGGGCUACCAAGGUGAACCGUUCCCACCUUAAAAUCAGCCCCAGUCGUGACGUCAGGUCGGAAAUAUACCAAAGCGAGCGCGGGCCAGGAGUCCGGGGAGCGCGGCGGCUCGGCGAUUGGACCGCGGGCCGCUGACGCGGGCUGACGCGCGCAGACUUUAGGUGCAUGUUGGCAGCAGCAGCGCGAGCCACAUAAACAAAGGCACAUUGGCGGCCAGGGCCAGUCCGCCCCGCGGCUCCGCACGGCUCCGCGUCCUUCUCUCCUGCCCCGCCGGCUGCCUCCCUCUCUCGCGGCCGGGCUGGCUGCGUGUGGCUCUCCGCGCCUCGCUCCCGCAGCGCUCCCGCGGACCCGGGCUCCUCCGCUUCCCGGAGGGAACUGCACUUCGGCGGAGUUGAAUGAAUGAAGAGAACGGAGAAGGAGAUCUGACGGGCUGGAUUCCCAAUAGCUCUUUUUAAAAAAAAUCUUGGAAACUUUGUCCUUCGCUGAAUUACGACACUGUCCACCUUUAAUUUCCUCGAAAACUCCAAUAACUCGGCUGAAGCCAUGCCUUGUGUUCAGGCGCAGUAUGGGUCCUCGCCUCAAGGAGCCAGCCCCGCUUCUCAGAGCUACAGUUACCACUCUUCGGGAGAAUACAGCUCCGAUUUCUUAACUCCAGAGUUUGUCAAGUUUAGCAUGGACCUCACCAACACUGAAAUUACUGCCACCACUUCUCUCCCCAGCUUCAGUACCUUUAUGGACAACUACAGCACAGGCUACGACGUCAAGCCACCUUGCUUGUACCAAAUGCCCCUGUCCGGACAGCAGUCCUCCAUUAAGGUAGAAGACAUUCAGAUGCACAACUACCAGCAACACAGCCACCUGCCCCCUCAGUCCGAGGAGAUGAUGCCACACAGCGGGUCGGUUUACUACAAGCCCUCUUCGCCCCCGACACCCAGUACCCCGAGCUUCCAGGUGCAGCAUAGCCCGAUGUGGGACGAUCCAGGCUCCCUUCACAACUUCCACCAGAACUACGUGGCCACUACGCAUAUGAUCGAGCAGAGGAAGACACCUGUCUCCCGCCUUUCACUCUUCUCCUUUAAGCAGUCGCCCCCGGGCACUCCUGUGUCUAGCUGCCAGAUGCGCUUCGACGGGCCUCUGCACGUCCCCAUGAACCCGGAGCCCGCGGGCAGCCACCACGUAGUGGAUGGGCAGACCUUCGCCGUGCCCAACCCCAUUCGCAAGCCGGCAUCCAUGGGCUUCCCGGGCCUGCAGAUCGGCCACGCGUCGCAGUUGCUUGACACGCAGGUGCCCUCGCCGCCGUCCCGGGGCUCUCCCUCCAAUGAGGGUCUGUGCGCUGUUUGCGGUGACAACGCGGCCUGUCAGCACUACGGGGUUCGCACUUGUGAGGGCUGCAAAGGUUUCUUUAAGCGCACGGUGCAAAAAAACGCGAAAUAUGUGUGUUUAGCAAAUAAAAACUGCCCAGUGGACAAGCGCCGCCGAAAUCGUUGUCAGUACUGUCGGUUUCAGAAGUGCCUAGCUGUUGGGAUGGUUAAAGAAGUGGUUCGCACGGACAGUUUAAAAGGCCGGAGAGGUCGUUUACCUUCGAAGCCGAAGAGCCCACAGGAUCCCUCUCCCCCCUCACCUCCGGUGAGUCUGAUCAGUGCCCUUGUCAGAGCCCACGUCGACUCCAAUCCGGCGAUGACCAGCCUGGACUACUCCAGGUUCCAGGCAAACCCUGACUAUCAGAUGAGUGGAGAUGAUACCCAGCACAUCCAGCAGUUCUACGAUCUCCUGACUGGCUCUAUGGAGAUCAUCAGAGGCUGGGCAGAGAAGAUCCCUGGUUUUGCUGACCUGCCCAAAGCCGAUCAGGACCUGCUUUUUGAAUCAGCUUUCUUAGAAUUAUUUGUUCUGCGCUUAGCAUACAGGUCCAACCCAGUGGAGGGUAAACUCAUCUUUUGCAGUGGGGUGGUCUUGCACAGGUUGCAAUGCGUUCGUGGCUUUGGGGAAUGGAUUGAUUCCAUUGUUGAAUUCUCCUCCAACUUGCAGAAUAUGAACAUCGACAUUUCUGCCUUCUCCUGCAUUGCUGCCCUGGCUAUGGUGACAGAGAGACACGGGCUCAAGGAACCCAAGAGAGUGGAAGAGCUACAAAACAAAAUUGUAAAUUGUCUUAAAGACCAUGUGACUUUCAAUAACGGGGGCUUGAAUCGACCCAACUACCUGUCUAAACUGUUGGGCAAGCUACCAGAACUCCGCACUCUUUGCACGCAGGGGCUUCAGCGCAUUUUCUACCUGAAAUUGGAAGACUUGGUACCACCGCCAGCAAUAAUUGACAAACUUUUCCUGGACACCUUACCUUUCUAAGACCUUCUCCCAUGCACGUCAAAGAACUGGAAUGAAAAAAAAAAAAUCAGCCAGAGGGGGCUGGUCACAUGGGCAGAGAGCUGGCUGAAGUGUCCAGUUCAUCUCAUCUCCCUUCUGUAGACCCUUAGCCCUCACCCCUAAAGUAAACAAACAAACAGACAAACAAAAACACAAAUAAAAACUGUCGCUAUUUCCUAACCUGCAGGCAGAACCUGAAAGGGCAUUUUGGCUCCGGGGCAUCCUGGAUUUAGAAAACGGACAGCACACAGUACAGUGGUAUAAACUUUUUAUUAUCAGUUCAAAAUCAGUUUGUUGUUCAGAAGAAAGAUUGCUAAUGUAUGAUGGGAAAUGUUUGGCCAUGCUUGUUUGUUGCAGUUAAGACAAAUGUAAGACACACACACACACACACACACACACACACACACACACACACACACACACACCUUAAUGGGACCAUCAUAAUUGCCCUUUAACAAGACUUAAAGUUUUCUGCUGUAAAGAAAGCUGUAAUAUAUAGUAAAACUAAAUGUUGCGUGGGUGGCAUGAAUUGAAGGCAGAGGCUUGUAAAUUUAUCCAAUGCAGUUUGGCUUUUUAAAUUAUUUUGUGCCUAUUUAUGAAUAAAUAUUACAAAUUCUAAAAAGUAAGUGUGUUUGCAAAAAAAUAACUACAUAAAAAGGGGGCAAGCAUGUGAUUCUAGGUUGAAGAUGUUAUAGGCACUUGCUACUCAGUAAUGUCUAUAUUAUAUAAAUAGUAUUUCAGACACUAUGUAGUCUGUUAGAUUUUAUAAAGAUUGGUAGUUAUCUGAGCUUAAACAUUUUCUCAAUUGUAUAAUAGGUGGGCACAAGUAUCAAUACAUUGGAAAAUCCUGGCAAAAGGGACACAUAGUGUUUGUAACGCCGUCCAACAUUCCUUGUUUGUAAGUGUUGUAUGUACGAUUGAUGUUGAUAAAAGAAAGUUUAUAUCUUGAUUAUUUUGUUGUCUAAAGCUAAACAAAACUUGCAUGCAGCAGCUUUUGACUGUUUCCAGAGUGCUUAUAAUAUACAUAACUCCCUGGAAAUUACUGAGCACUUUGAAUUUUUUUGUUUUUUUUAUGUCUAAAAUUGUCAGUUAAUAUAUUAUUUUAUGUUUGAGUAAGAAUUUUAAUAUUGCCAUAUCCUGUAGUAUUUUCUUUGUAUAUUUCUAGUACGGCACACGAGAUGAGUCACUGCCUUUUUUUUCUAUGGUGUACGACAGUUAGAGAUGCUGAUUUUUUUUCCCUGAUAAAUUCUUUCUUUAAGAAAGACAAUUUCAAUGUUUACAACAAUAAACCACGUAAAUGAACGGAA
Messenger RNA from Apodemus sylvaticus (European woodmouse), 3988 nucleotides. It is a transcript of the gene Nr4a2, whose product is annotated as nuclear receptor subfamily 4 group A member 2. NCBI's taxonomy places the organism in Eukaryota, Metazoa, Chordata, Mammalia, Rodentia, Muridae. Gene Ontology annotation, cellular component: transcription regulator complex; nucleus. The coding region runs from base 867 to 2663 and encodes 598 amino acids. Gene Ontology annotation, biological process: dopaminergic neuron differentiation; cellular response to corticotropin-releasing hormone stimulus; central nervous system neuron differentiation. The transcript is spliced from 8 exons. Gene Ontology annotation, molecular function: zinc ion binding; nuclear receptor activity; RNA polymerase II cis-regulatory region sequence-specific DNA binding. The record is from RefSeq and is a predicted model, not a curated record.